Molecule: messenger RNA, 1041 nt
Organism: Dichotomopilus funicola
Lineage: Eukaryota; Fungi; Ascomycota; Sordariomycetes; Sordariales; Chaetomiaceae
Product: transcription initiation factor IIF, beta subunit-domain-containing protein
Exons: 4
Coding region: 1-1041 (346 amino acids)
Biological process (GO): transcription initiation at RNA polymerase II promoter; transcription by RNA polymerase II
Cellular component (GO): transcription factor TFIIF complex
Source: RefSeq, a predicted model, not a curated record
AUGUCGGAGCCAAUAAUUAAGCCGGAGCCUGACACCGGCGCCUCAUUCGUCGACGAGGUCGAUGAAACUCCCGAUCUCGAGUUCUUCGACAAGCUUCCUGAUGCCGACGCCUAUAAUCGCAUGUAUCUUACGAGGUUACCGAAUUACGUCUGGGAAGCGUGGUCGAAGCUUGACGACGACGACGAGAUUGAGAUUGGCACGGUCCGCCAAUGGACCGAUGAGACCGGGAAGAUAAGACUUCAAAUGCGCCUCAGACCGGAGAUCGAUGCCCACAAGGAACUACCCAAGGAAUACGACAUGGACGUGACGAAUCACGAGGUCAACAACACAUUCGUCUUCAGUGAGCAAGACCUACCAAGUUACGCGGCGAAAAAUAAAGAGAGGGCCAACGCGCUCGCCCAGGGGAUUCCCGCCCACCUGUUGCGGAAACAACAAAAGCAGAUGGAGGCACCAGCUGAGCGAGGGAAAAAGAGCGCGCCGUACUCGCGCCGCCCGAUUCCAAAAAAAACCAAGGUGGCGGGUCGCAUUAAGCACGAGGUCGUCUGCACCCCUGUCCGGAAUGCAGAGGCCGACAGAUUCUUGUCCAUUCGCGCCGAGCGCGCGGCGCAGCCCCAGAAGAAGGUGACGAUGCUCACCGGGUUCCCGACCGGCGAUACCACGAACCCCAUUGAGUGGGAUGAUUUCCUCAAAACACGUGAGAAGCCGACCAAGGCGAAGAAGAUGGAGAACAAGGCGACCCGCUGGCCAGAAAAUAAGCUUCUCGAUGCCAUCACCAAGUGUUUCUCCGAGCACAAGUACUGGUCUAUUAAGGCGUUCCGGGGCAAGAUCCCACAGCCGGAGGCAUACUUGCGUGAGACACUCGAGAAGAUCGCCCUGCUCCACCGAUCCGGCACGUUUGCCAACCACUGGUCGCUCAAGCCCGAGUACCAAGACAUGAUGGCCACGCUGCCCAAGCCCGCUGAUGACGCGGCGGUCCCGAAAGCCGAUGUGCCGUCUGAGGACGAGGACGAGGAAGACAUCAAGAUGGAGGAUGUUUUGUAG